AACACCUACCUCUUCAUGAUGCAAGCCCAAGGCAUCAUGAUCCGUGAGAACAUGCGAACUAUUGGAGCUCAGGUGUACGAGCAGGUGGUCCGCAGUGCCUAUGCCAAGAGGAACAGCAGCGUGAACGACUCAGAUUAUCCUCUUGAUCUGAGCCACAAUGACACCUUUCUGCAAGCCACAACAUUUCUUCCUGAAGACUUUACCUACUUCCCCAACAAUACCUGUCCUGAGAGGCUCCCUUCUAUGAAGGGCCCCAUUGAUGUAAAUAUGAGCGAGAUCACCAUGGAGGAUAUCCACCAGUUCUUCUCUAAAGACCCUUCCAUCAAGCUGGGAGGGCACUGGAAGCCAAGUGACUGCCUGCCUCGCUGGAAGGUGGCGAUCCUGAUCCCAUUCCGCAAUCGCUACGAGCACCUCCCCGUCCUCUUCAGACACCUCAUCCCCAUGCUGCAGAGGCAACGUUUACAGUUCGCCUUCUACGUGGUGGAGCAGGCUGGAAACCAACCCUUCAACCGUGCCAUGCUCUUCAACGUGGGCUUUCGAGAAGCAAUGAAGGACUUGGACUGGGACUGCCUCAUCUUCCACGACGUGGACCACAUUCCAGAGAAUGACCGUAACUAUUAUGGGUGUGGACAGAUGCCGAGGCACUUUGCAGCCAAGCUGGAUAAGUACAUGUACCUGCUCCCAUACAACGAGUUCUUCGGGGGGGUGAGUGGCCUGACUGUCGAGCAGUUCCAGAAGAUCAAUGGAUUCCCAAACGCCUUCUGGGGCUGGGGUGGUGAGGAUGACGACCUCUGGAACAGAGUACAGUACGCAGGCUACUCGGUGACUCGACCAGAAGGAGACACAGGGAAAUACAAAUCAAUUCCCCACCAUCAUCGGGGAGAAGUGCAGUUCCUAGGAAGGUACGCCUUGCUGAGGAAGUCAAAAGAAAGGCAAGCCCUGGACGGCCUCAAUAACUUGAACUACUUUCCAAACGUCACGUAUGACGCCUUGUAUAAGAACAUCACUGUUAACCUGACACCAGAGCUGGCUCUGGUGACCGAAUAUUAA
Cinclus cinclus is the source of this 1050-nucleotide messenger RNA. It is a transcript of the gene B4GALT5, whose product is annotated as beta-1,4-galactosyltransferase 5. The transcript is spliced from 8 exons. The record is from RefSeq and is a predicted model, not a curated record. Bases 16 to 1050 code for a protein of 344 amino acids. NCBI's taxonomy places the organism in Eukaryota, Metazoa, Chordata, Aves, Passeriformes, Cinclidae. Gene Ontology annotation, molecular function: UDP-galactose:glucosylceramide beta-1,4-galactosyltransferase activity. Gene Ontology annotation, biological process: carbohydrate metabolic process; glycoprotein biosynthetic process.